AUGGAGGACCACGUCACCCACUUUCUCCUCGACCUCAAAGACAUUGAUUUCACGUUGAGCGUGACACCGGCGCAACUGUGGCAAGCAGGAGGUGGACAGCAUGUGAAGAUCUCCGUGAUCGAAACCCACGGCCGGGCCAGCGGGUUGCCCGAUACCAGCGGCCUCGCCAAGGCUAGGGAGCGAGACUCCUCUGACAAGGCCAUGAACACGGUGUCUGUAGAGGACCUGUUGGGUAUGGAGUGGGCCGACGAAAUCCAGGUGGCUUGCUUUGCUCAGCAGGUCCACUCGGAAAAUCACCUUCCUUCGGUAUCAUCGUAUGUCUCGAACCCUGUCACUAGCCACGGACUGACAGCUAGGUUCUCAACUACGAUUAUAAUAGGCUGUGUGGCUCUUUGUGCUGCGGCUUCUUCGAGUUGGGUUGGGAACUGUCCCGAGUCGACUACACUAUCGGGCGACAGCGGAGGUACUCCGCGCAAGCCAGGUCUGAGCAGCGCGAGAAGAAGGACGAUGAACACUGAUACUAUUCUCAUCGACAAGUUUGGGACGAACAAACGCGACAACAGAGAAGGCGAUUCACCUUCUUACGACGCGCACACGCAAUCAGUCGGGGUGCGGGUGUGGUCAGUAUCUGGAAUCAAUCGUUCGCAGACCAGUCCCAUCCGUCAUGUCGUCGUUCUCGAAAUCGAGAACAUCGAUCGCAUCUGUCAAGAACACGAUCUCAAGACUGCUAGCACUGGUAUGGGUGGUAGUGGAGCUCUAUCGGAAUGUCAACCUGGAGCCCUCAACAUCGACCACAACAGGGCUACAAGCCAAGAAGAUCACCAUAGGCUCGGAUUUCAUACCAUCCAUCGCAGGGCAAAUCCGAAGAACUGA
Colletotrichum lupini is the source of this 873-nucleotide messenger RNA. RefSeq lists its product as uncharacterized. The record is from RefSeq and is a predicted model, not a curated record. NCBI's taxonomy places the organism in Eukaryota, Fungi, Ascomycota, Sordariomycetes, Glomerellales, Glomerellaceae. The transcript has 2 exons. Bases 1 to 873 code for a protein of 290 amino acids.